CCUGAACCGGUGCUAACUGUGCAGUUGACACAUUUUGUAGCUGUCGAUGCGCCGGAUGGAAGAAGUCCAUGCAGUCGGUGCGUCUUGUGAUGCGUUUUGUGUGUGAACUCAAAGUGAAUGGUUUUUUGUGGGCCGGUGACAACAUCCGCACGACGGAACACGCGCUUUAAUUAGGUGAGUGACACUAACAAAUUGUCACAAAGAUCCACGAACAAUCGGGAUAUGCGCGAUACUGCCCUGUACAAAGGGUAGAUAGAAACCGCAACCACACGGCCACACUCUGGAGCGAUGGAACGUCCGCAGUCCUGAGGAGGAACCAGUGUUCCUCCAGCAUUUUUUCCGGUUCGGAGACACGUCAGCCAUAACGCAACAGUUGCUUCUGGCGCAGCAGGCUCUUCAGGACCCCACACUGGAGCGCCUCGAGCGUCGGCAUCCACCUUACCACCAAAGGCGGGCGAUGUCCCCGAACCAUCGCCCAUCACCUCCGCCUUUGCCCACCUCAGCAUUCCACCCUACUAGGUUACCUAGAAUGUCUCCGCAUCAAAAACACCCUUUGAACUUCAUCAAGCUGCCCGCUAGCACCACUGAAGCGCCUACAUCACCACCUAGUGCACCCAUCAAUACCUCGCCUUUGAACCGGCUACAAAGCAUGCAACCUUUUGACUACAGAAAGCUGGGUGCUAGCCUGGGCGGGUUUCCAACACCCGAACGCAACCGCAAUGAACCAAUGGGACUAAAUCUCAGUCGAACUACCUCAAUGCAGAGCUGUUUACCUCCUCCGCCUCCUCCUCCAUUAACGCACUCUGCAGCUGCAAUGGUGAACUCUUUGGCAGCUGCUAGCUUAGUCGCUUCUUCAUUUCCUGGGCUAAUGUCUACGACGAUGUCUACUGGUAGCAAGUCUCCUUCCAGUGCAGAUGUUACUAGCGGUACGACAAAUAGCGACGAAGACGAUGCUGAUGAAAAUUCGCAUAGUGUUCUCAAUCUGAGUAGGGAUGGAGAUGCUCUAAAAGCUCCAAGACAAAGCAGGAUGAUGCCUGGGAGGAAACCGUCCACACCAACCAAGCGACAGUGGGGUUCGCCUGGUUUACCUCUCAAUCUUGGCACGCAGUUCAUCAACCCAGCUACGGGGAAGAAACGGGUUCAGUGCAACGUCUGUCUAAAAACGUUCUGUGACAAAGGUGCUCUGAAGAUUCACUUUUCUGCUGUUCAUCUUCGAGAAAUGCACAAGUGUACAGUAGAAGGCUGCAAUAUGAUGUUCAGCUCCCGACGAUCCAGGAAUCGGCAUAGCGCCAACCCCAAUCCAAAACUGCAUUCGCCUCAUCUCAGGAGGAAAAUAUCUCCGCACGAUGGUAGAAGUGCUCAAUCACACCCGAUCCUUAUUCCUCCUCAGCCUGGGCUCACUCUUCCUGCAGCAGCUGCUCUAAAUCCUUUGAAUCCAUUUGGACCAUUCCCGCUACUCACUCCUCCACCAGAUAUGAAGUAUCAUUCCCUUGCCACCAUGGACUUUAAGCAAACGUUAGACCUCAGCAUGCAAAGGUUAAAAGAAAGCAGUAGGCCUCCACUCCAAGACUUCAGCGGUACAAUGUUAAGUACAAACCUACAACAGUCAGAGGAUGAUGACGAAGACGAUGAUGGAAUUGUAGUAGUUGGCGGUGAGGAUGAUGAAGACCAAGUUCCAAGUGGACAUAUGAAUGGAGAAAUGAUAUCGGAUGAACCUGAAGACUUCAGCAUGCCAGCGAAAAAGCAGAAAAUGUCGGUGUCAGAUGUCGAAGAGGAACCAGAAGAACACGUUGAUACGACAAGUAACGUCGCUGAAUCAUGUGAAGUACCCGAUGUAGCACCAAGCAAAACACCUGAAGUGAAAGAACCUUCUACUAAUACUGCGGAAGAUGCUGUGAGUAAUGCUGAUAGUAACGAAGAUUCUCUGAGUGUUGUAGACACGCAUAGCUUGAAAGAUGAACCUAGCGCUCCAACCAACAAGCGAAAGAGAAAAAGUCAAAAUCCCACCAAAUGUGCGGUAGUAACCACAAUUGACGAUGAGGUCAGCGAUGGCGACUCUUCCACAGAUGUGUUUUCGGAAAGACUAACCGAGAAACCAGAAAAAAAUACUCCUACUGAAUGGAAUGUCGAACCCAAAAUAAAAGAAGAAACAACCGAAACGCCAUUAGAUUUGGGCAAAAGAAGCCCUGACGUAAAUGCAAAUGAAUCCAAGCAAACUGUGACAGCGGAAAUCAAAACUAGUCUCGCACCUUUGUUCAUGAUAGACAAAAUAAAAAAGGAAAAACAAGUAUGUGAAACAGAAAGCCACGAUGAACAAGAAGAAAGACCACUUAGCUCGGUAGAAAGUAACAAAAGCGAUGAAUCUAUGGAUUCAACAAAUCCUUUACGCCAACUUGAAAGCUUGUCACAUGGCCACUUUGGCGACUUGAUGGCGAGAGGACUACACAUGCAUCAACCACCUCCAUUUCCUCACUUGGGGUUUAUGAUGGGAGGAGACCCUCCAAGUCCUACCAGAUCUCAAGCUUCUUCCGCUGGAAGCAGUAAUGGCAGGGAAUCUCCUUCGGAUGAAAACAGCCAAGGACAUUUGUAUGGGCAUUUUGAUAACGGUCAGUUCAUAAGUGGAAUGGAUGUUCCAGUAGAUAAGGAUAAUCCUAGAAGGUGCACUGCAUGUGGGAAAGUGUUCCAGAACCAUUUUGGAGUAAAAACGCAUUAUCAGAAUGUACACUUGAAGUUGAUGCACAAGUGCAAUGUCGAUGGUUGUAAUGCUGCCUUCCCUUCCAAGAGGAGUAGAGACAGACAUAGCGCUAAUUUGAACCUUCAUCGGAAGUUGCUGUCUACUUCAGACAAAACAGCAGCUAGUUUAUUCUUAGAAAAAUCGCCGUUUGCUAACCUGGCGAAUCCAGCGCUGCAUGGUGACUUUUUGACGCGGCUGUACGCAGAGGAAGCGUUGAAAUGUCAUCCAUUACCGCCUCCAAACUUAGACCAAUUGAUGAUUAAUGGUGACAGGAUACCUCAUCCUCCUCUACUUCUACCUCCACUUGGAAGUCUUCCAUUUUCUCUGGGCAACUUCAACCACUUCGGCCAAUUCAACGGUUCUUCCAUAUCAGCAACGCACAAGGAGCGCUCCUCAACCUCCAGUUCUCCGAUCUCAGAAACGCCUCCACCUAGUACGGUGUCUCCAGGACCAUUCAGGUACAUCCACUGCGUGGAAGAGGACCUGCCGACUCCGGACAAAGAGGGCAACCUCCCCUGCCGACUGUGCAGGACCGCGUUCAGUACGAGUGCCCAGCUGAAGGAACAUUGCGAGAAACAGCACAUACCUGAAAUGUUCAAAUGUACGGUGAGCGGAUGCCCAAAAGUGUUCGUGUCGAGAACGAGAAGAAACAUUCACUCCGAUAACGAGACUUUGCAUGCAACUACAAGUAGUACUGGUUCCACCAAGGGAGCAAACGUUGAAGUAUCGUGACCUUCGAGGGGAUUUCGAGCGAUCAGUGCGUUACCCUCGUGGUAGUGAUAACCAUACUUAUCAAUAGAAGCCGGACCUGGAGUCUUAUAGUCCAGUCAGGUAAGAUAGAAAUAUAUCUUUGCAGCAAAAUUACUUUUAUUUUUACUUAAUAUCGUCUAUGAGAUAAAUUCAUUAAAGUUAUGAAAACUAUGCCUUUUCGAAUUAUGGAAAUUGUCGCUACUUUUCAAAUACAUAACUGUCAAUAUCAGGCAUUUUCCAUGAAUCUUGGUAUAGUUUCAUAAUUUAUUUAAAAUAGUAUAGGCCUAGUGGAAUGUAAAUAAAUAACAGAGCACAUUUCAUCAGGCACAAUUAUUGUAACUCGUCAUCAAUUUUGCUAUUCAAGAUUUUUCUAUCCGACUUGACUGGACUAUCAAGAAUUAGGAUCCGGAAUCUACUUAUCAAAAUAGUUUAUCGUCAAAGGUAAUUUUUUAUUGAGUGUAAUAAGAAAUAUCUAUCUGCAAGAGCUUCAAAAUUGCUUAUUUCAAUUCUAUACAGGGUACACAGUCUAAACAACUAUAGAGGUGAUUUUAAGAUGGAGUUUAUAGAAGCAUAUGUCCGAUAAUGCUACGUUCUCAAAACACAAAACUUUCUUAAAAUAACGAAAGUCUCACGAAUUUUCCAACCAAAUUUGCUAAACAUUUUCGAUUCAUCAUUUCGAUAGCACCUCUGCAACUCUUGCAGAUAUUCCUUGUUAACUCAACCAUUCCAUAUAAACUUGAUACUUAAAAACAAGGAAUUUGCAUUUUGCAUUCGGGAUGUGUGAUACUUUUUAUGAAAUCUGUAUUUAUCAUAACCCAGGAAAAUAAAGGCAACAUAGUGUAGCAGCCACAAUUACAUAAGAAACCAAAUCACUUCUAUCUAGUAGACACCCAUGCUUACAUAACGUCUUUCAGUGUUAUGGUACUCCUGAAAUUUCAAACAGUAUCUUUGUCACUAUGGUACAAGGCCAUAUAUUCUUCUCUCAAAGUGUUUGACAAAGUGACUAAGCAUAUAUCAAAUUAAUACCACCAUAGCAAAAUACGCAAUGUAAUGCUCGAUAACAGAUAAAUCCAAUUGGAAGUGCCUUCACCACAUUUCGAACAAACCAGUUGUGGUGUGGUAUGCAUGGCACAGGAUUGGACUCAGCCAAAUGGACCACUCUAAGAAUUUAUCACACACAAUUUUUGAUAACCCCUGACACAUAUUUUUUGUUUUUCUUACGCUCAAGUGUGCCUCUGUGUGUCCCUCACUACGUUUUGGCCUUUUCUAAAGCAGGAGAUAAAGGGUAUUCCAAUAUGUACUUCGAGAUUUAUAUUUUUCAACGACUUAAUAUUCUACAGGGUGAUUCACAAGUCGUGACCAAAAAUGAAACAUCAUACACAGGACAGCGUUUUAAGGGGGGUCUUCUGGUAACAUUUUUCCUCAUUAAAAAGAUACGGGGUGUUGAAGUUCAAAAAUAAAAAACAUUUAUUCUAAAUAUCUUCAAAACCGUCAACUGGAAUGGACUACAACUCGAUAUAUGGAUUUACCUAAGUAUUGGCCACAUUCAGAAGUCUUGAAAUUAACGUACACCAGUGACGGAGACGCAGGGGAUUAGUAGCAUUAUUUUUCCAAAUAAAAAUAGUACGCCACUGUUUUUCUGGAAACACGCAAUGUUUCAAAUUUUGCCUUCAACUUUCUACAAAUAAUUACUCUUAUAUUUUUUCGCAGUGCAUUGUUUUCGUAAAAAUAACAAAUUAGUAAAAACCUUUUGGGUAGGUUGGCGUCUGUUAGGAAAUCUACGCUGGUACUCCCGAGAAGCCGUUAAAGCAUUUCCAUUACAGAACCCGUACACAAACAUAAUAGCGGCGUACUCAUCAGUGCUCAGUUCCAUUUCACAAAACUCAAAAAUACACGAAAAUAUUUUUGACUUGACUUUUACAAAAAAACGGUAGUAGUAAUGAUAACAACCGUAUAAGACAUAACUUUGACAAACUAUCUUUUAAGAAACGUCAAGUAGGUAUCAAGGCUUCCUAUUUCAUUUUGAAAUGAAUUGUAUCGCGGCUCUUCAUGAUUGAUCUAAUUUGUUUUAUUUUUGUUUUUACGAAAACAGUGGCAUACUAUUUUUAUUUAAUGCCACUAAUCCCCUGUAUCUCCGCCACUGGUUCACUAUAAUUUUGAGUAAAGUCUUUUGAAUGUGAACAAUACUUAGGUUAAUCCGCGUACCAAAUUUCAGUUCAUUCCAGUUGACGGUUUUGAAGAUACUAAAAAAUUGUUAUUCAUUUUUAGACUUCAACACUCCGUAUCUUUUUAAUGAAUCCGUCGUGGAAAAAAUGUUACAUAGAAGACCCGAAAAUUUAGUUGUAAACGUUCACGCAGCCACCACGCAGGUCUGAGACCUAAGUACGUGUAAGUACAGUGGGGAUAUAGGGGAUCUAUGGGGAAGGAAGGACGUCACACGGGCUCUAGCGAGGGAACAUGUGACAUCCACAUAUUCCACCUUAGAGAUCCGCCGGGUAGUACCUCCACGCUCAACGGUCUGAGACCGUCUAUCACCCACCGACAAUGACAACAUCCAUACUGACGAGACGUAAAAACAAGCAUGAUAUUCUUACAAAACUGUUUUAUUGAAAACUAAAAUCUCGCAGCACCUAUUGGAACACCCUUGAUUUAAAUUGGAAAUAGAUUCAUUUAUGGAAUGGUUGGACUACAUGCGAACCUAAUGUUUCGAUAGCUUGAUAUCAAAUUACCGUGUAUGUGAUUAUAGAAAUCUAGAUUUUUCGAAAGCCAGUUCUACUGAUUAAUUUAUUUUAAAAUCAUAUAUUUAAACGAAAAGGUGCAUCAAAACCUUUUUUGUAUAAUAUACCUGUAUGUUGUAUUAAAUGUUAGCCAGUCUUGAAAGAAUACUCAUUUUGUAAAUAAACUAGUCUAGUGAAGCUCUAUAAGUUGUGAUUUUUUUGGCGAGAAUGCUAUAAAUGUGAAUAUUAUAUACAUUGUUUGCUCAUUUUUAUAAUCAAAAUAUACCCGCGUCGUUUAGGAUAAACAGAUUCAAAUAUAAAUAAUAUAGUUCAGGUAUGGUUACAACAGUAUUGAUUAAAUUUUUGUGGAUUGAAGCUUGACAUAACUUGACAAGAUCACAGACAGAAAACUGCUUCUCUCUGAAAAUGUACCAUUCAAUUUUUUUUCUUAAAUUUAACGAAUAUUGUUGUCACGUGAACUGUCAUAAUUUAACUGAGAUCGCAAAAAAUUGAACACGAUCUUUAAAAUAUUCAUAUCUUCUUCUAUUGAUAUUCAUGUUGCUUGAAACAAUAUAACGAUGACAGUUAUAAUGUAAUCUUCAUAAUAUUCACUAUCGGUGAUACAACUUAGGCUAGUAUCCAGUCCUCGAAUGUAUAUUAAAUGUGCAAUAACUUGUAAAUAUGCUAUUAUUGCUUAUAAAUGUAUAGGUGUAUAUAAAAAUACAUACAUAUGCUGAGUAUAGUAUAGCCAAAAUUUCGGAACAUUUUGCAGGCUCUGAAUACCUUCGUUAUAAUUUUAAAUUACAUAGAAAAUAGAAAAUGUCCUUACUCAUGAUUAGAUGGAAUAAUAUAACGGUCUAAUGAGACAAAAAGUACUUUUUUUCAAAAUCGUUAGCCAGAAAUGCCAAACUUUCAUCGCGGAUCUUUUUAACAAUGACACGACAAAAUUCUAGUACUUCCCAGUGACAUAAUGGAUACGUUCAGUUGCACCUUGAUGCUACGAACUAGCUCUGCGUGAGGGAUAUCUGAUUAUCUCUUGCUGUGGACUUAAUCUAUUUCCAACUUUUUUUGGCAGGAGAAAGCUUUUAUAACCACUCUCAGGCAGAGAUGCUCGUAACUAUAUACGACAUGUACGAAUACAUAUUCAUCCGAGCAAGUAGGGACCUACUGUUGAUUCCUAUGUUGAUCCUCCUGCACUUUAUUCAACAUCAUCUGCCUCACUGCCCUCGCAAAAUUGUCAGCAGUGAGGCUCUUGCCGAGCGUCAAUGCCAGCUGUCUUUGGUAGUCAUAGUCGAAUCAUAUCAGCAAAUUUUCCCGAAAUAAUUGUAAAGUCUGGAUUUAUUGAUGCAAGUUGCUCAAGGGUGUAUUUAAAACAUGGACGUAUAAAACGGUAUACCAAUUUUUGUGGGAAAACUUUUUAUUUGACAACGAAGAAUGAGGAAACGUGUUUUUUGAGAUUCAAUCGAAAGUGUUGACAGGCACGAAAAAACUUUUCAGAUAAGAUUUUUAGGUACUUAUGGGGGACCUACAAAAUGAGACCACACGUAAAAAGAUCCUACUAAUAGCAAAAAUGUUAUGGCCUAAAAACGAGUCAAAAUGCAGGUUUUGGAAGUUGUUGGUAAUGCGACGAUAAUUCCACUCAGCUACUUCAAAUUCUUCAAAUCUGUAGGAUUCAUACUUCUGAAGAAGAAUAACAAAAUUGGAGUAUAUUGGUCAAGUAGUUUUUUGAAAAUUUCUAAUUGUUUAUCCCAAAACACCUGGUUUCCGGCCAUCACUACUAUUUUUCAAUAGCAAAAUACACGUGCUUUCCUUGCCAAAAUGAAUCACAAACCAUUCCGAAAGAUACAUGUUUUUUAUUCGAAAAACAGAUGUUACGUUUUCAACAAAUUCAUAUAUUUCGUGUUUGUGAGUAAAUGAACAAAUGCGCUACGAUAUUCGAAAAGUAUACGUCACUAUACACAUUUUAAAACAAAGCGGAUGUGUCUAUCAUCUUUUGUUGUGAACUACUCACAACUACGAAAUGUUAGAAUUUGUUUAGAAGAAAAAACGUAACCCAUCCUUUUUGCAUAAAAAUAACAAUUAUUUUUCGAAAUGGUUUGCGAUUCAUAUCGACAAGGUAAACUAGCGUAUUUUGCUAUAAAAUGCACUUUGAACUGACCCUGUAUAUUGCUCAAUAAACUAGGACUGAUAGCCGGAAAACAGGUUUUUGGGAUACGCAAUGAGAAAUUCUCAAAAACUAAUCGACCAAUCUACUCCAAUUUUGUAGUGGAGAUUUUACAAGUCCUACGAGAAACCAUCGACGCAUUACUAAAAAGUGCCAAAACCUGCAGUUUGCCUUGAUUUUCGACCAUAACUUUUUUUCACGUGUGGUCUCAUUUUGUAUGUCUCAUAAAUUCGUAAAAAUCUUUUAUGAAAAAUUUCUUCAUUCCUGUCAGCACUUUCAAUUGAAUCCCAAAAAACACGUUUUCUCAUUCUUUGUUGUCGAAUAAAAAGUUUUCCGACAAAAAUUGGUAUACCCAUUUUAUGCGUCCAUAUUUUAAAUACCCCCUUGAAGAACUUGCAGCAAUAAAACCAGACUUUGCAAUUAUUUCGCAAACCAGGGGUAUUUUCGUCUAUGAUUAGACUAUAACCCUAACUUAUUCCAUCAAGGCCGUUUCAAGGUCAAAUCAAGACGAUGAAAACAAUUUGCUCUAGCAAAAAGGUUUGACAACAUAGUUGUAAGGUUUGUGGAGAUCAUCCAAAUGUCACCUCGACCAUGACCCUGACCAUUAGUCAAAUCAAAAUUGUCAAAGGAAACCCGUCAUGUUUCGAAGCAGAGAUCAUCUCGGGCUUAAAUGCUGUUCUAGGGCUGAAAUUUCCUGCUUUUCUAUUCGAAGUAUAAAUGUGAGGUCAUGAUAAAGGUCAUGUCCAAAGUCACAUUUGGAUUUUGUUUUGAAUACCCCCUUAAACAGCUUGCUGUAAUAAAACCAGACUUUACAAUUAUUUCGCAAACCAGGGGUAUUUUCGUCUGACAUGAUUAGACUAUCAACCCAUCUACUACAUUCGAGCAGAAGAUUAGAAGUAUCCUCCUCUCCGUGGCAAUAUACGCAGUUCGUGUACUAUAUCUUUCCUACCUCUCUUUAGGUACUUCUAGUCCAUGCAACAUGGCCAAUUGCAUCUUAUAUCUCCUGCCAUACAAUGAAAAGCGCCUCCCUUUCGUUACUUCUAGCUUCGGUGCUGUUCCUACAGUUUGGCAGGAUACCAGCCACCACGAGCGCUAACUUGCAGAAACUAGUCGCAACUGAACGUGACGAAUAUGCGAUAAUAUAGCUUUACAUUACUAUUUUUUGCUUUCUUGGUUUCCAAAUGUUAUACCUGUGGAAUUUUCUGAAGAUCUAGCUAUGCAAGUGUCAUUAAGGUACAACAAGUCUAUUCCCAUUGUUUGGAGUCCUGUGCGUAUACGAUUACAACUGUAUAUUUUAAGUGUAACAGAAACCUUUGACGUUUGAUUUUUUUGUACAAAUGUUAACUUACUGUUUCUGGAGGCUCAACGAAAUCGUCAGUACUACUAUUCAUAGAAAGUUUAAAAUCUGUUUUGAAGGAAUUAUUAUUAGUUCCAUAAGUGUCACGAGGCAACACAAAUAAAUCAGGAGCAAGUACCAAGGAAAAAUGUAACAUUCCUUCAUUUGUUUAAAAUUUCAUACCAAGUGGUCUAAAUUUAUGUCUUUAUAUCUUGCGAUGACCUGUACUACACAUCAAAUGAGUCGUAGAACAGUACAGAGAUGAUCAAUAAAGUCCAAAUUGAGUCCAGGUUUAACUGAAAACAGUAACAGUUGACUAGUACAUUUUAUCUGAGCCUUUAUAAUGUUGUUAUUUUAGUAGCAUACCGUAUUUAAUUAGUAAUGCUUCAGCUUUGGGAAUUGGUACAAAAACAUUUUAUUUAAAGACCUAAACAAAUCAUACGGAUCUGACAUAUUCAAAGUUUCAGGGCUCUAAGACACGUUAAUUCUUGGUUGAUUUAGAAUGCGAGGUGAAGCCCACAGGGUAAAUUGUGAAAAAUGCGCUGAUCAUCAAUUCAUGCUGCAUUCAAUUCUUAGUCAAUUCAGACCUCUAGUCAACAACAUAAAACGCGUACUAAAUAACAGUUUUUUCUUUCUUUGAAUACAAUAUUCUUUAAGUCUCCAGAUGCACUACAAUUUUAUUUAUUAUCAUUGUUUAAAUUAUUGAUAAAUACAUACGUUUAAUACCGUUGUAUCCCAAAUAUUUCUGUAAAUUUUACUGCUAAAUGACAACCCCCUGUGUAUACUAAAACAUGUAUUGCCUCUGGGCUUCAUUAAAUCUAUAGCUGUCGUAA
Molecule: messenger RNA, 10534 nt
Organism: Acanthoscelides obtectus
Lineage: Eukaryota; Metazoa; Arthropoda; Insecta; Coleoptera; Chrysomelidae
Source: the annotation of a GenBank genome assembly